Lottia gigantea (owl limpet) is the source of this 1485-nucleotide messenger RNA. RefSeq lists its product as hypothetical. The coding region runs from base 1 to 1485 and encodes 494 amino acids. Lineage: Eukaryota; Metazoa; Mollusca; Gastropoda; Lottiidae. Gene Ontology annotation, molecular function: iron ion binding; heme binding; monooxygenase activity. The record is from RefSeq and is a predicted model, not a curated record. The transcript has a single exon.
AUGCACCACGUUUAUUCUUAUAUAGACUUAACAUCAGUAUUAAUCGGACUGAUUGUAUUUGCCAUAACGGGAUAUUGGAUGUGUACACGGGAGAAACCAGGAAUUCCCCCAGGUCCAUCAUUUUUACCAAUCCUCGGCAACAUUUUGGACCUCGGUCGACAUAGACGACAGAAACAUCUUUAUUUCAGUGAACUGAAAGAGAAAUAUGGGCCAGUUUUCAGGCUGUAUUUGGGAUCCAAAUUGAUGAUAGUUCUCAAUGACGUCGACGCUGUAGACGAGGCGUUUGUUAAACAGAAGGAUAUUUUAAGCAAGAGACCUUCAGAAUUGUUAUGGGGAGUCAAACAAUCUAUAACGGAUGGAGCAGGUGUGAUAUGGGCCAAUGAUUCGGAAUGGAGAUCACAUAGACGUAUGGCCAUACAAACCCUACGGGAUUUGGGAGUCGGGAAAUUGGCCAUUGAAGAACGGAUACAAGAAGAGGCAGAAUUUCUCAUGGACACGUUUAAAAAUAACGAGCCGCUUGAUAUCGGAGAGAUUCUAAUAAAGGCUACUACUAAUAUUAUCAGUAUCGUUGUGUUCGGAUCACGCUGGGAAUAUAAUGAUCCAGAAAUGAAGAAAAUUGUAGGUGUGAUGGAAUCGGCGUUUCAGAGUGAAGGAUCUUUUUCACCUAUUCACGAAUUUUCUGCGCUGAGAUUCCUACCGAUUCUAUCCAAAAAAUUUACCGUCCUCCAAAAAAGCAUUCAAAGAAUAAAGGAACACGUCCAUGAAAGGGUCAAAGGACACGAAGAAACAUACAGUCCUGAAUUCAUUCGUGAUUUUAUUGAUGCUGUGUUCACGCAGAUCGGUAAGAAUCCGAGUGAUCAGGGUGGUUUGGAGAGGACCAUUGUCGAUUUUUUCAUAGCGGGUUCUGACACCACUGCCAGUUCCUUGACCUGGGCGUUUCUUUACGUGAUCCUUAACCUAGAUGUCCAGUCAAAGUGUCAAAAAGAAAUCGACGAAAUUGUGGGACAAAAUCGGAAGAUCGACAUGUCAGAUCGUCAGAAGCUUCCGUACGUUGAAGCAACGUUACUGGAAGCUCAGAGACUUGGAAGCAUUGCCCCCUUUGCCGUCCCACAUACACCACUGAAAGACACCAUGGUGAAGGGGUACCUUGUUCCAGCCGAUAGUUUGGUGUUCGCUCAUACAUAUGCAUGCCACCGAGACCCCAAAGUAUGGACAGAACCUUUGAAAUUCAACCCAGAUCGAUUCUUAGAUCAAGAUGGCAAACUUGUCAAGCAUCCUGCAUCCUUCAUGCCGUUUUCAGUUGGUCCCAGAUCCUGUCCUGGUGAUAUCCUGGCUAAAAUGGAGUUGUUCCUCUUCUUUACGUCUAUAAUACAGAGAUACCGACUGAGUAAAGUUGAUGAAAAUGAUGAUCUGAAUACAGAUGGCUUGUCGGGAAUAACUAUGUCUCCUGCUCCGUUUAAACUUCGUGCAAAUAUCAGACAGUGA